Messenger RNA from Eutrema salsugineum, 1235 nucleotides. Its product is annotated as serine/arginine repetitive matrix protein 1. The record is from RefSeq and is a predicted model, not a curated record. NCBI's taxonomy places the organism in Eukaryota, Viridiplantae, Streptophyta, Magnoliopsida, Brassicales, Brassicaceae. The coding region runs from base 71 to 1123 and encodes 350 amino acids. Gene Ontology annotation, cellular component: nucleus. The transcript has 3 exons. Gene Ontology annotation, biological process: regulation of DNA-templated transcription. Gene Ontology annotation, molecular function: transcription coregulator activity; RNA binding.
UUUUUUUUUUUCCCUUUCCGAAACGGACAUCGAGAUUCCAGGAGUAGGGGUGCUUGACAAUCGGAGAGAAAUGGGGUCGAACGAAAGAGAUCAGCAUCACCCGCCUCACAUCAGCAGUCUCGUCGUGCGGCCAUCCGGAAGCAACGACGGAGAAAGCGAUCGCCGCGCCGCCGCCGCCGGAGACUAUGACCCCGGAGAUUUCUCCCGUGACCGGCCCUCAUUUGCUCGCUCGGAUCGACACAAGGGUGAAAAUGGACAUAGAACUCGUGCAAGUUCUAGCUCACCAGCCCGUCGUGCAUAUGAGGAUCACCGACAUUCUGAUCAUAAUCAUUCAGGCGCUCCGCCUCGUGGCCGUGACUUGAGCAGCAGAAGGGAAGCAUCUGGGAGACACAGAGACUAUUCACCACCUUAUGCUAGAGGUGGAGCUGGUGCUCGUCCCCAUGGAAGAGGUUUUGAUGGGCCUGGACCUGCAGAUAGCAUGAGCAGAAACAAUAAUCCAAAGGUGCAACCAAGAGAUGGAGAUUGGUACUGUCUAGAUCCAUUAUGCAGAAACUUGAACUUUGCGAGACGAGAAUACUGCAACAAAUGCAAGAGGCAUCGCUAUGUACCAGCCAACAGUCCUCCACCGCUUCGUCAUCUUCCUCCUCCCAUGAAUUUCUCCCCGAGAAGAGACUUCAAUGGCUACAGGUCUCCUCCACCACGUGGCUGGCCCAGAGACUACCCGCCACCUAGACAAGACCAUCCCACAUGGAGAGACAGAGAACGAGAACGAGACCGUUUGCAUUACUCUGACAAUGAGUACCCUCCUAGCAGAAGUUUAGCACCUGACUGGGUCCGUACUGAGCCGCUCCCGAGACCUCACUAUGAGAGACGGCCACCUCCUCUCAGUCCACCGCUUCAUCCACCUCGUGGUGGCAGAUUAGGACGACUUUCAAGAGAGAGAAGCAGAUCGCCGCCAUUGAGACACGGUCCACCACCACCGCCAUUAAGAGGCGGUCCACCACCACCGCCAUUGAGAGGCGGUCCACCAGCACUCAGGGAUUACCACCGUGACAGUUACUUUGAUAGAAGAGGGCGAGACGAUCGGCGUGGUGGCAGAGACAGAAUGGGAAAUUCUUACUGAUACAAAAACUGUGUAUGUCUUGAGAAUGUUGGUUUAGACUUUAGACAAGUUGAAAUUUUUGCCGGAAAAAUCAAAAUGUGACCUUGCAAAUUUUGGUGCUCAACAAAAUGAA